CACACACUCACACACACACACUGGUCAGGACAGAUGGCGGCUUCACAGCGAACAUCUGAGCCCAUCAACUUUGUGCAUCAGGAUGAAAUCUGGAAAGCACAUGUAAAAGUUGAGAAGGAUUCGGCUGAAGUCUGGCCCAACAAGUGGGGCUUCCUGACCGAGGUGUACAAGGAGUACGAGGGGCAGAGUGUGAAGCUGAAGGAGGAGGUCCGAGUCAAGCCUCCUCAUCACCUGGCAUCUGGACCUGCGACCACUCCUGAUAAAUCCAUCCACGUCGGCCCCUCUCCUCCGGUUCCUCAGACAACUCAGGCUCUGAUUGGCUGGCGUUCAGCUCACUCACAUCUUCAGCUUGAAAAGCACGUCACGGUGCAUCAUGGGAGGCGUAGUUUUCUGAAGGAGCUGGGCUGGCCUUUCGACGCCUGCAGCUGAGUGGAAGCCACCGCUCUGUGUUGUCUCGGCUGAUCACUGACUCAGUGAGCUACGAGAAUGUAGCAUCAACUAAAGACAGACAUUAAAUCAAUCCUGAGAAUAUGUGGAAUGUUCUCAAAAUGGUCUUUAAUGUCCUUCUAUAACUCUUGUUCUUCACUAUCCUCCUGAGACCCUGUCGUCACAUAACGACAUCACAUUUUGGGUUUACUUGACCUUAUACUUGAUUCUACUAUACUCACACCUGUUGUCCUCGUUCGUAGAUACUUUUGUGCCAUCUAGUGGUAGUAAGAGCACAAUACACCAAUUCACAUAGAAAUAAGUUGGCAGUCAUCUCUACUGAGUCAGUCUGCAGCUGAUCCUGACACAAAAGCUAUGGUUGAAACUUGUUUAUUGAUGAUUAAUAAUGUUUGUAGUUUGACAUGGCAACAGCAACAAGAUAAGACACUGUUACUUAGGAAGUAGUAGUAGACGUGGUUGAUUACAGGUGAUCCUGACAGCACCCAUCACACCUUUACCGAAAGGUUGGCUGGCCACAUUUGGCUGUGCAGUGAGAGCAGCAUUGGUAUUUGUUCAUUUAUGAAGCUUCGAUACAGAUGCUUCCACCCCAUAUUUCAUCACUCUUAACUCUGUCCUCACAUAAUUAUGGUACUCGUUCACAGAACAGGUUGUUGCUUCACACUCCUUUAAUCAGAACUGAACCAGGAAGAAGGUCAUUCUGCCGCCCUUAUGGCAGUUUAAGUGCCUUAUUUCGGAUCUUGUUUUAAUUGAGUGUAAAAGUUUUUAAGUAUACAUCUACACCUUAGCAUGUUUAUCACCCUGUAUUUCUACAUUUAGAGCACAUUUAUUGCUAUUGUUGUUUUGUAUGAUUUCAUUUUUGUUUUAAUUGAUAUGCAUGAUUGUUCUUUGUUUGCCUAUUAAUUGUUUUAAUGUCUUUGUUCAUUCUCGG
Molecule: messenger RNA, 1375 nt
Organism: Epinephelus fuscoguttatus (brown-marbled grouper)
Lineage: Eukaryota; Metazoa; Chordata; Actinopteri; Perciformes; Serranidae
Exons: 4
Coding region: 34-429 (131 amino acids)
Source: RefSeq, a predicted model, not a curated record